GCUACAACAACUAAAACGUAUUAUACCAAGAACAAGUGUCAAUAUCGGCAUAUAACUUGUCAUUUAUAUUACCAUAAGCAUACCUAUGUUUAUAUAUUACCGUGUCGAUGUUACCUUAUAGCCUCUUAACCGCCAUAAAUCAGCUGUUUAGUAGUGUGCAUCGUAAUAUCAGAAAACUGCUGAUAGGCAUGUUUUUAUCACAUUAAUUUUGUUUGAAAUAUCAUAAUAAACUAGUUGAAAAAAAUAUUAUUGGAUUUAUUGUUGUCUUCUUAACAUUUAAAAUAGUUAUUUUUAAUCAAUUACAAUGGUUAGCAAUGAAAAACCCAGUCAAUUGGAUAAGUUGCAUAUCUGCUACAUAUGCGUACAAGGUAUAGUAAUUAUCAUUCGUUAUUUAUUUAUUUUCUCUACAUAUUUGAUAACUUUUUCUUUACUUAUUGAUCAAUAUUACAAGUUUCAACGUUUCCAUCACAAGUUUUCUUGGAUAUUUGUAUCAUUCAUUAUUGAUCUACAAGAAUUUUGUACUAUGGCUUCAAAAAAUAUAUUGCAAGAUAAUGAAAUUGAAGAUCUACUUUUUUUAACACCUCCUGAAGGAUCUGAGGAUGAAUUAGAGGAUUUCAAUAUAGAUGAACUGGUUUGUGAAAAUUAUGAUACUGAUACAUAUGAUCAUAAUGAUGAUAAUGUUGAUAUUAUUGACCUUCCUGAUUUAGAUCAAAAUAUUUUUAUUCCAAAUAAUGCUAUUGAAUUAGCAGAUCCGAUACUUAUUGUUGUACCCAAUUCUGAAUCUUUAAAUUUAAGGCAGCCUUUGGUAAAUAGUACUAAAACUAGUGAAGUGUCAGUCGUGCACACUCCAACUGUUGAUAAAAUAAAUACUACUAAACGAACCAAAUUUCGUGAAAUUAAAUCUGUUGUUUGGAAAAAGCGACCAUUUCAGAUUUCUCCUGAUGAAAUUAAAUUUAAAGGUGACACUUCUCUCCCACAAGACCCUUUUUUGGAUUUAGAAUCCCCUUUAGAUUUUUUUAACUAUUUUUUUUCUUCUGAUCUCUUACAACAUAUAUGUGAAGAAUCGUUGAGGUAUAGUUUACAAAAAAAUGUGAAUAAACCAUUUGAAAUAACAGAAACUGAUUUAAAACGAUAUUUGGGAAUAUGUAUUAUGACUUCCAUAUGUAUAGUUCCUGAUAUUAGGCAAUAUUGGUCUGAGAAUUUAGAAAAUAAUGUAAUAAAAAACACUAUGACAGUAAAUAAAUUUGAAAAAAUUAGACAGUUCCUACAUUUUUGUAAUAAUGAUAUUUAUAUCCCUAGAGGACAACCAGGGCAUGAUAGAUUGUUUAGAAUUAGAACUGUUUUAGAAACUCUUAAAAAAAGAUUUCAAACUGUACCUUUAGAGGAGUCACCAUCUGUUGAUUAGCAACGAUGUGCUACUAAAGGAAGACAUUACAUGAAGCAGUAUAU
This is a messenger RNA of Aphis gossypii (cotton aphid), 1449 nucleotides long. RefSeq lists its product as uncharacterized. The record is from RefSeq and is a predicted model, not a curated record. Lineage: Eukaryota; Metazoa; Arthropoda; Insecta; Hemiptera; Aphididae. The coding region runs from base 305 to 1405 and encodes 366 amino acids. The transcript is spliced from 2 exons.